This is a messenger RNA of Alternaria ethzedia, 5079 nucleotides long. RefSeq lists its product as uncharacterized. NCBI's taxonomy places the organism in Eukaryota, Fungi, Ascomycota, Dothideomycetes, Pleosporales, Pleosporaceae. The record is from RefSeq and is a predicted model, not a curated record. The transcript has a single exon. Gene Ontology annotation, molecular function: ATP binding; histone binding; ATP hydrolysis activity. The coding region runs from base 1 to 5079 and encodes 1692 amino acids. Gene Ontology annotation, cellular component: Swr1 complex.
AUGGAAGAAGUUACCGCCGCGGAUCGCGACAUCGACUCCAUCCCACCACGCGACUCGGCCGCCGCACACAACCCAUCCGACAUCACACACAAUGGCGAACAGAGCGAGAACGACAGCGCACCUGUGAUCAAGGAGGAACAUCCGCCGGCACCUGUAAAUGGCGAUGAUGGUGGCGUCAUUGAGCGGCCGCCAAAACGGCGGAAACUCGAAGACACCACACCGCGCCGCUCAGCAUCACGCGCCGCAUCGCCGCCCUGGAAGUCAUUCGUGGCUGACGGACCGACGACAGUCUUCGAGAAUGGCGUCAGGAAAUCAUCACGUGUGAGCAAGGAUGCUGCACCGCCAACGCCGGAACCUGUAAAGCGGAAUUCUCGCCCGGCCAGCAAGGCGACGCAGACCAACGGCACCCCUAAGAACGGCGUCAAGCGAGAGUCGCGCAAUGGCUCAGGACCCAUGUCUGUCUCGAAAGGGAAGACGCCAUCCACCAUCACCAAAAAGGUGUCCGCACAGUCUCUGGCAACGCCGGCGCGCAAGUCUGAGCGCCAGAGAAAGCCUCCAGCACUUGCGACAACUUCGCCCGUCACGUCGCCAGCACUGCAGAAUGGGUCGCCCGAAGGCACGCGCAAGCGGGUCGGGCGCUCUCGGAGGGGAGCGCAGCCACUUACCGAUGAUCUAGGUGACGAGCCCAUGGACGAUGCCGAAACGAACGGACACGACCCCUACGCCGGUCUGUAUGGAUCGCCCGACGACUCGAACCCAUCUAUGCCUGCCCCUCGUCUCCGCCUGCGACUGCGAAAGCCCGACCCUCCCAACCGCCAUCCCCACCAUGCCCCGCCCAAGUCAGAGUACGCGUCGCUCGAAGAGUGGCUAGGACAAGACGACCCGUUAGACGGCGAAGAGGCGCUUCGGAUCACACAGGAAAAGGCCGAGGAAGAGGCCGAGCGCCGGCUGCAGAUCGUCGAGGCUGCUGAACAUGGAGUUCUAAGCCAGGCACGAUGCAGCGUAUAUGCGCCUGAAGCAGCCCCAGAGCCACCGCCACAAUAUGGGCAUUGGGACCACGUGGUCGCUCAUGCCCUGCACUUCAACAAGCUAUUGAAGGAGGAAAAGGCAUUUCAUCGGCGGACGGCUAAGAUCUUGGCCAGAGAAGCAUACGACUUCUGGAAGAACAAGUUCAAGCGCAAGAGCCAAGAUGAGAUCGAACAGGAAGAGACCGAGCGGCAAGUGACGAGAUACAAGCAGCUCGUGAAGGAUGUCAAGGACGCAUGGGGCUUGGUCAGGGUUGAGAUCGACAAGGAGCGUGUGGCUAAAUAUGAGGAGGAACAGUUGCAGCUCGGACACAAGGCCAUGGACGACAUGUUCAAUCAAGCGCAAGAGAUUCUGGGUGGUCGUAACGCUGGCGACGGGGCCUCCUCCUUGGUCAGCGAAGACCGUGAUUUCGAUGAGAUGGAAUCCGAAAGCGGGGUGUCGCAUGCCUCACAACAACAGCACGACGACGAUGUCAUGUCUUCCAGCUCCGAUAGCGAACAAGAGAACGAGCAGGACGAAGAUGCGAACCUCACGGCCGAACAACUACGCGAGAAGUACGGACAACUUCCCGAUCUCCCCGAGAGCAGCUCCGAGGCGGAAGUCAACUCAAACGACGGCGAAGACGAUGACGACGCUGAUUCCAAAGAGGGCACUCCUGCGCCAACACCCGAUCCCGACCUCGAUGUCGACAACACGAACGAGCUUCCAGAGAACCCAUUUCAACAGACGAACGGCUUUCACGACCACGAAGAAGAUGGGGAUAAACAGAAGCCAGACUAUAUCGAUCCUGCUACAGUGGAGCUCGAUCAGGUUGAUGAUGCUUUGCUCGAUUCUGAGGACGACAAGGGCUCGGAAUCUGGUAGUGAAGCUUGGUCGAGCAACGAAGGUUCGGAUAGCGAGGGUGAUGGUCAUGAAGAAGCCGGCUCGGAAGAAGACGACGAGGAUGAGAGUGAAGGAGAAGACUUAGGCAUGAUGGGUUUCUUGGCACCUAAAGACAUCAAGAAACUGAAAGAGGCCGCCAAGACCGCGAUUGACGAUGUGGAACCGGAAGACCCGACAAAUCAGCCCGAACAAACGAAUGGCCAUGCUACAUCGCCCGCGGAAGUCUAUGAGGAGAAGCCACAUGUGAAUGGUCAUGAUUCUGUCGCUGAAGUAGACGAGCCACAUGUGAACGGGCAUUCUGAAACAGAACCUGCUCCUACCGUCGAGGCAGCUGAGCCAACUCCGAUGGAAGAUGUAGUACAUUCUAAAAGCGCUUCUCGAUCACGGCAUACAUCAUCACCACCAAGGACCGAGGUGCCAUCCUUACUACGCGGUACCCUCCGAGAAUACCAGCACGAUGGUUUGGACUGGCUGGCGAACUUGUACGAAUCCGAGACAAACGGAAUUCUCGCAGACGAGAUGGGUCUGGGCAAGACUAUACAGACCAUCUCACUUCUCGCCUACCUCGCUGUUCGUCGCGAGAUAUGGGGACCACAUCUAGUCGUCGUACCCACCAGUGUCAUGCUCAAUUGGGAGAUGGAGUUCAAGAAGUUCUUGCCAGGCUUCAAGAUUCUGACUUACUAUGGCGACAUCAACGAGCGAAAACGAAAGCGCAUGGGCUGGCGCAAUACUGGCAAGGAUAUGUACAACGUCGUCAUUACCUCCUAUCAGCUCAUCCUCCAAGACGCAGCAGCCUUCAAGAUGCGUCCCUGGCGUUACCUAGUCCUCGAUGAAGCCCACAACAUCAAGAACUUCAAAUCUCAACGAUGGCAGACUAUGCUUAACCUUAGAACAGAACGACGGUUGUUACUGACCGGUACGCCUCUACAAAACAACAUCGAUGAGCUUUGGUCGCUGCUCUACUUCUUAAUGCCAGCUGGCUUUGCUGGAGAAGGUCGCAUUGCGGGACUAGAGGAGUUUACCUUGGCUCUGAAGAAUCCCACCUCGCAAAUUCUCGAUCAAGGUCGGCAGCAGCUUGAUGCCGAAGCGCAGAAGGUUGUCAAGCGGCUUCACGAAGUCCUUCGCCCUUAUCUGCUGCGAAGGCUGAAAUCAGAGGUUGAGAAGCAAAUGCCAGGGAAAUAUGAGCACGUUGUCUACUGCAAGCUUUCUAAGCGGCAACGUCAGCUCUACGAUGGAUUCAUGGGCCGCGCCUCGACCAAGGAGAUCCUGUCCUCCGGCAACUACAUGUCGAUUAUCAAUUGCUUAAUGUCAUUACGAAAAGUCUGCAAUCACCCCGACCUGUUCGAAACACGAGCCAUUGUAACGUCCAUGGCCAUGCCCAAGUCAGUCGCUGCUCAGUACGAGAUCAAGGACCUUCUCAUCAGGAAGCGUAUGCAAGAGGGCAUGGAAGAUAAGCAAGUAAAUCUAGACGCCUUGAACUUGGUGUUUGCGCGACGGGAACAGACGCAGUUGGGUCAUGCUAGACGCACCUACCCUAUUCGCGCCACACGGCCCCUGGAGGAUCUGAUCGAGCGUCAAACACGGCGCAUCAACAAACCCAUCGACAAGGGCACUUCCUCACUACAAGCGACUAUGGCAGCGAUGGCGAAGCGAGAGCAAGUGGCCGUUCGAGAUCAUCUGCAAACAUGUCUUAACCUUACUCGCACGCGUACCCAGUUUAUGCCGAUUUACGGAAAGGACAUCAUUGACGCACUGACCGUUGAUUGGCACGAUUUUACAUUUGGGGCUAUCACUGAAGGGAAGAGAGUGGCUAAGCCUCUCCUCUACCGAACCCAUCACACUCCACAUCCCAACUACCACGGCUUCGGUCAGGCUCAAAUGCAACCAAGACAAGAGGAAACGAUUCACUAUGACAUCGUUCAACGUCAUCAUGGUCUACUCGGAUUCAGGUCACCGCGCUCUCAUCGUGUCUUGUCGCAUUGGCACGAUCAACAAAUUACCCAUUUCUAUGAUAUGAUCCCAACAUUGGAGCAGCGUGCUGAGGCUAUGGAGCCUCUCAUUACCCGCUUCACAUGCGUUACGCCUGCCGUUGCGGCCGAGGAAUUAGCACCUCUGACCCUAUCCAGGCGCGGUGUCCAGCUGAUUCGAUCGUCGGAGGCAGCACACGAAAAAGACCCCUUCCAUUCUUCGCGCAUCCGACAAUCGAUCGCCUUCCCGGACAAGCGUCUCCUUCAAUACGACUGUGGCAAGCUUCAGCGUCUUGCAACACUCCUUCGAGAUCUACAGGCUGGUGGCCACCGUGCGCUCAUCUUUACCCAGAUGACAAAGGUUCUCGACAUUCUCGAGCAAUUCCUAAACAUUCACGGAUAUCGCUACCUGCGCCUUGACGGGUCUACCAAGAUCGAACAGCGCCAGAUUCUUACUGAUCGCUUCAACAGUGACCCCCGCAUCUUAUGCUUCAUCCUGUCAUCUCGAUCUGGUGGUCUCGGUAUCAAUCUCACGGGUGCUGACAGCGUCAUCUUCUAUGAUCUUGAUUGGAACCCCGCGAUGGACAAGCAGUGUCAAGACCGAGCCCAUCGUAUCGGUCAAACGCGCGAUGUGCACAUCUACAAGUUCGUUAGCGAAUAUACUAUCGAAGCCAAUAUCCUCCGCAAGUCGAACCAGAAACGUCUCCUCGAUGAUGUCAUUAUCCAAAAGGGUGACUUCACCACAGACACCUUCAACAAAGUCACCUGGCGCGAUGCACUCGACGAGAACUUGGGAAUUGACACCAACGACGAAGCGGGCGCAGCCAUGGAACGUGUGCUCGGCGAGAAGAUUGGACUGCUAGGUGAUGCGCGUGUCAUGGGCACAGUGGAGGAUACCGAGGAUCGCACGGCAGCUUCCAUCGCACAGAAGGAGAUUGUGGACGAGAUUCAAGAAGAUCAAGUCGACUUCAACGAGAGUCUCAACGCCACGAGAGCCGCCUCGGAGGCCGCCGCUGCCGCCAAAGCGAACGAAGACCUCGACAUCGACGGCAACGAGAAGGAGCGAAGACACGUCGAUGAAUAUAUGCUUAGCCUGUACCGGGAAGAGUACGGCAAAGAACCGUACCGGCCGCCAACGGACCGGCAGAAGAGGAACCGAAAGGGACAGGAUCCUCAUGUGCGGCACAGAAAGAAGAAAUACUAG